UCGUCGUCGUCGUCGUUUCAUUCAAGUGUCCAACGUUUGCCGGAGCGGUCGCACACAGAACGGUAGUCGGACGGUUGGCUGUUUUUGCGCUCGCUCUCUCGUUUGCCCGCUCUUUCAGUCGCUCGCUCUCUCUCUCUCUCACUGUGUACUGUUAGCAAAAGGCUCCAACAAUAAAAGCACAAGGAGCCUAAGACCGCUUGCCAAGCACCGUUAUUAGCAUGAAGGAUGUGAAAGUGGCGCGCGCAAUCAGCGAAUCCUCGACUACGUCAGAUAACACCUCCGAUUUCAUUGAGAUCGUCAAGAAAUAUGAUGUCGUUUACAACAAUCACAAUCCGGAUUACAAGAACGUCGAAGUCAAGCUGAAGGUUUGGACACAAAUCGCCGAUGAGAUAGGUCUUUCAGUAGAGGCCUCCAAGCGGAAAUGGAAAAAUUUGAGGGACAGCUACACAAAAUAUCUCCGGUCUUUUCGUGUAGGCACCAAAACGUCCAAGAAGUACCAGUACUGGGCGCAUGCCGACCACAUGGAUUUCCUUAAACCAUUUCAGGGACCGGGCAGAAACUCCGCCAAUGGCAAUGGCAAAUCCAACGAUGAGGACGAUACGGAGUGCGAUUUUGGCUACCAAGUUUUGGCCAAGGCGGCCAGCAAUGGUGGAGAGGAUGAGCUGAAGAUCAGCAUUGCCACCGCCUCAGCGGGUUGCUCAUCCAUAGGAACGCACACGGUUAACACGUACACGACCGCACUGAGCAGCACUUCGGCCACCGCACCAACCUCUAGCCUGGGCGUGGCCACGCCCCCGAAUAUGAUCUCACCAGGCAGCAAUUUGGGCGGUGGAGGAACAGGAGGAGGAGGUGGUACCGGAGCUGUAGGACCGCAAAUCCACAAUAGCAAUAGCAACGGCAGCGCCACCGGCAGUCUAAACUGCGCUGCAGUAGCUCCGAUUAGUUCGAUGACCCCACCGGCCACCAGUGGCUCCAAUUCCGCCGUGGUUCUGCCGCUGCCCAUCUCCCCCGUUAGUAAGGCCAAUGCUAAUGCCCUGGCUUCGUUGGCCAAUCACCUGCCCAUGGGUUUGGGUGUGAGUGGGUUGGCCCAGCAGAUGUUUCCGCUUGCCACGCUCAAGGCGGCGGCAGUAGCCGCUGGACUCCCACUUCCGCCCACCAUUACCCCUCCGGGAUGCAGCUCCUCGAGUGGAGCAAGCAGUAAUGUUGGCUGCCUAAUCAUCGAACCGCAUCUUUUUGCGGCUGCGGAUAACUUCAAGAAGGAACUGACAGCCGCUGCGGCAGCGGGCGCUCCUCUGGGACUGUUCCAGAACCUGGCCAACCAGGUGCAGAAUGCCAGUCGCAUGAAUGGCAGCUGUCCGGGAGUCAGUCUACCCGUGGGCAAUCCAACUCCGACACCGCCCCCUCCAGCGCCGCCAGCAUCCAAGGUGCGAAGGGUGCAGCCAUCGCCACAAACCGCGGCCAUUAAUCUCAGCUGCUCCGGAGCGGCAAACUUGGUACAAACGCAGCCACAGCCGCCGAUGCAGAUGCCACAAAUCCAACAGCAACAGCAGACGUCGCCCGCCAAAACGCGCAAGAUCUGCGAUCCGCGUUUCCCCAGUGAUUGGGACGUGUCGGCCGUGCUGCAGGCGAAUCGGGAGCUGGACGCCAACACACUGUUCUUUUUGAGCCUGGCGCGCCAGGUGCGUGCUAUGCCCAUGAAGUUCCAGUCGCUGGCCAAGAUGCGCUGCAUGCGAAUUGUCAGCGAUUUGGAACUGGAACUGGAGAACUUUGACUGCAAUGGAGGUGCACCACCGCCAGACGUCGGGGGAGGUGGGGCCGGGAAUCUCAAAUACUGCAGCAUAGAUACUCCGCCACCGCCACCGGAUGGCUCUGUGGUCAUACUCCCGCCUCCAGUUGGUCCCGAGGGCUCCACGGAGCAUUUUGUGUAUGUGAUGUCGCCGUCGCGCGUGGAGAGCAUGAUCGACAUCUCCUCUGACGAGGAGGCGACCAUGAAUGGAGUGUCCUCCGCCGGUCAGGUUUAAGCGUAUUCGUACAAGUUGUCUCUAAAUUAAACUUAAAUUAAUCUCAAAUA
This is a messenger RNA of Drosophila ficusphila, 2071 nucleotides long. Its product is annotated as formin-like protein 7. Gene Ontology annotation, cellular component: nucleus; transcription regulator complex. The record is from RefSeq and is a predicted model, not a curated record. NCBI's taxonomy places the organism in Eukaryota, Metazoa, Arthropoda, Insecta, Diptera, Drosophilidae. Gene Ontology annotation, molecular function: DNA binding. Gene Ontology annotation, biological process: regulation of transcription by RNA polymerase II.